Perkinsus marinus ATCC 50983 is the source of this 1049-nucleotide messenger RNA. RefSeq names its product Zinc transporter, putative. The coding region runs from base 23 to 892 and encodes 289 amino acids. Gene Ontology annotation, biological process: zinc ion transmembrane transport. The record is from RefSeq and is a predicted model, not a curated record. Gene Ontology annotation, cellular component: membrane. Gene Ontology annotation, molecular function: zinc ion transmembrane transporter activity. NCBI's taxonomy places the organism in Eukaryota, Perkinsozoa, Perkinsida, Perkinsidae. The transcript has 3 exons.
AGCGUGGUUUUGAGCCUACCCAAUGUCUCCUCUCGAGGUUUGGAAGUUGAUAUCCAUUUUCGCCACACUCGCCACAGCAGUCCUGGGAAUGUGUAUAUCGUUCUACUCCCGAAAGUCCAAGCUCUUCCCUCUCGGUUGUGCUCUGGCCUGUGGUGUUCUGCUUGCUGUUGGCCUCACUCAUAGCCUUCCUGAAGGAGUUGAAGGGAUGCAGUCGUGGUCGUUGGAUAACCUCAACGGGUAUCCAUUUGCCUACCUCCUAUGUGCUAUGGCCGUUGCGUUCCUCGCAAUUGUGGAGGAAGGUGUUCAUGUGUGGUACGAACGGAAAAGUUUGUUAUCUGAACGCCUAUGCGAUGGAGUCCCCGUCAAACGUCCAUCUGAUAAUUUAGAUUCGGAUGAGCGAAUUUUAGAGCCGGAUAUGCAUUCCAACGUCUUUUCGGAGACUUCGGCAAUAUUCGUAUUCUUGGCUCUCUCUGUCCACUCUAUCUUGGAAGGUAUGGCCACUGGGGUUGCCUCUGGGGUUGACGACCUCUACGGUACCUUAGUGGCUAUAUUGGCGCAUAAAGGCUUGGCUGCCUUCGCUCUCGGUGCCAAUAUGGUGGAGGCCCGGGUUAGUCGUUACAGAGUCCUCUUAUAUGGACUCAUUUUUGCCAUGGGUACUCCGGUUGGCAUCAUCAUUGGUUGGCUCGGUAGUCGUGGUGAAGAGAGUGCAGGUUUGUUCAGUGGUAUCGCCAACUCCCUGGCUGCUGGCACGUUCAUAUACGUCAGUGUCAUGGAGUUCUUCCCCGUUACAUUUAGGCACGAUAGGGGCAGAUUCAUAUUUAAGGUCCUAUCAUUCAUAGCUGGUUUCUCGCUGAUGGCUAUACUUCCUAUAUGGGCUGAAGUUCAUGGUUGAAUCAUCACAGUCAUUGACUUCACGUUUCGAAUCAGUAAUGUGAUUCCCAGGUCAAAUUAUCCAACUUCCAUCGUUUUCUCUCAUUUCUCGGGUUAACGACACCAUGUGUCACGUGAGCCCUUCCAACAGGAUAGUGUUUAUCUACAUAGACUUCUCA